AAACGUCACUUCACCAGCCAACGCUCUUCUUGAUGAACUGCGUGUUUCAGGAAGAAGUUGGCGCCUGACGCUGCGUAUUCGGGCAGCUAGCACGCUAACCGCAAAUAUGCCAGAUAAUCUGUUAUAUUGAUUUUUAUGUCUGGCGUUGCGGAUUAAAUACAAGAUGAAUGAUAUGGAAUUCAGUGUCCCCCUGUCCUCGCUGGCUCUCCUGGUCCCACCGCUGCGCCUGAUGUCGGCGGUGAUGUGGGAAGUGGUCCGGCAGCGGAACAUAAAGCACUACGGCAAGCUGGAGGAGUUUGUUUCCAUGGUCACGGAUGCCGUACCUGAGCUGAUGAGCAAGCGGGAGGGGAGGCUCCUGUCGCUGGGCCUCAGAGCGAGGACGACCCUCGAGCUGCUGCGCUCUGAACACCCAGAAGACCUGAAGGCCGUAGAGACUCAUCUCAACCGGAUCCGAACUUCUUGCAUGGAAGAGACAAAUGAUCCAGUAAUCGAAGCUCCAGAAGCUAACUUCAUGAAGCUUGUCCAGGGCCUUAUCGAAGACACUGAUGGCAGGGAGCACUUUCUCAAGAAUGUGUUUCCUGUGGAGUACGGCCCGGACUUUGACACAGCGUUAGAGACACUCGUGUGUGAGUUCUUCACAAGACUGGAGGAGCUUCUGCCCAUACCGGAUUUCAAACAGACUGCAACCUGGGUGAGUGCUGCCCCUGCUGUGUUAGAGGAAUACAUGCAGUGUGUCUCAAAUGGGGACGAUCUUAAAUUUCUACUCCAGAGCAAACAGUGCCAUGGAAAGCUGGCAAAGACCACUGUUGCAGCUCCUUUUCAGUCAGAAGAUCUUCUGAUACCGUCUCUGUCUCUCCCUCCGUCUCUGGAAGUGGCCAUCGCUUCCCACCCAAGUGCCUGCGACGACGAAAACACCGACGUCCCGCAGAUCGUCAUGUUCGACGAGGAGCUUUCCACGAAUCCCUCCACUUCCACGGACUUUCCUGAAUCGCCAAAACGGACCGACGGCGCGUCGUCUCCCCGCAGGAGGCAUCAGUCAGGAAUCCACAAAUGUCCGGAGUGCGACAAAUGCUUCAAGCACCACUCCGUCCUCAUCGAGCACCAGAGACUCCACAGCGGCCUGCAGCCGUACAACUGCUCCGAGUGCGGGCGGGCCUUCAGGACGGCCACUCUGCUGGCCGGUCACCGGCUGCGCAAGUGUAAAAACGCGGCGUACAUUUGCAUCAAAUGCGGCGACAGCUUUCCCACCUCGCUGGAGAAGUUCCGGCACCACUGCCCCAAGCGAAGGCGGAGCCACGACUGCGUGCAGUGCGGCAAGAGCUUCCCGAAGUCCAGCGGCCUGAAGGAGCACCUCCUAACUCACGUUCAAAGCCGGCUUUUCAAAUGCAGCCACUGCGGCGCCGGCUUUUCAGGAAUCGGUGACCUGAAAUAUCAUCAGCAGGUGGACCACGACAAGCCUUACCAGUGCAAACAGUGUGGGAAGAGCUUCAUCUCCUCCAAGUCUUUAGCCAAGCACCAGCAGCGGCACGAAGAAGGCGGCGACAUGGAGACGGUCAAGUCGAUGAGCGGAGGGAAGCACGGCAAAAGCGUGCCGAGCCACCGCACCUCUUCGGUGUCUCUGUCCUUCAGGAAGAUGUCUGUUAAGGCCAUCUACCCCGGGGGGAGGAUCACCCACAACUGUCCGCUGUGUGGGCGGAGCUUCAAGUACCGUUUUGAGUUCCUGGAACACCAGCGGUUCCACACGGCGGUGAAGCCCUACAAGUGCUCCCAGUGCGGCAAAGCUUUCCGGACGGAGGCCCACCUGUCCGGCCACAGGAAGAGGAAGUGCAAGAACGCCGCCCACAUCUGCACCAAGUGCGGCUGCCAGUUCAGGUCUCUGCACGAGCGCGUGCGGCACCAGUGCGUGCAGCUGCUGACCAAAUACGAGUGCUCCCACUGCGGCAAGACCUUCAAGAUGGCCCACCUGCUCCGGAACCACCAAAUGAGCGAGCACCAGCUGCCGUACAGCCCCAACCAUCGCUUCCGCUGCCGGUACUGCGACGAGACGUUCCCCGGCAUCAGCGAGCUCAAGUAUCACCAGAGGGUGGACCACGAGAAGCCCUACCAGUGCCAGGAAUGCGGCAAGUGCUUCCUGUCCGAGAAAUGCCUGGCCAAUCACGAGCAGCGGCACAACGACGACCGGCCCGAGAGCUGCCUGGUCUGCGGCCGCGGCUUCAGGAACCGCUACGACCUGAAGCAGCACAUGCGCACCCACACGGGGGAGCGGCCCUACCAGUGCACCCACUGCUCGCAGUGCUUCUCCACGGCAGGGGGCCUGCGCAGUCACACCAGGGUCCACACGGGGGAGAAGCCUCACGUGUGCCCGGACUGCGGGAAGGCUUUCUCCCAGAUGGGGGCCAUGCGCACCCACAGACUCACCCACACGGGGGAGAGGCCCUUCAAGUGCAGCAUAUGCGGCAAGGGGUUCACCAUGGCCCACAAAGUGACGGUCCACAUGCGCGUGCACACCGGAGAGCGGCCGUACGUGUGCUCCCAGUGCGGCAAAGCCUUCUCGGACGGCAGCGUGCUGAAGCAGCACAUGCUGAACCACUCGGGGGUCCGGCCGUACCACUGCCAGAUCUGCCCCAAGACCUACACCUGUCUGAACCACCUGAGGAGGCACCUGAAGAGCCACUCCAGCAUGAACUGAGUCUGGCACGGGGGCGACAUGCUGAACGGGACAUAUUAGUUUUCUGCACUUGUGAUACGAAAGAAGAAACGGUACUUAAGUUUUUAUUUGACUAACUGAGCCUGCAAUAUAGAUAAUGGAACGAG
Fundulus heteroclitus (mummichog) is the source of this 2814-nucleotide messenger RNA. RefSeq names its product zinc finger protein 665. The transcript is spliced from 7 exons. The record is from RefSeq and is a predicted model, not a curated record. Bases 164 to 2689 code for a protein of 841 amino acids. NCBI's taxonomy places the organism in Eukaryota, Metazoa, Chordata, Actinopteri, Cyprinodontiformes, Fundulidae. Gene Ontology annotation, biological process: regulation of transcription by RNA polymerase II. Gene Ontology annotation, molecular function: DNA-binding transcription factor activity; RNA polymerase II cis-regulatory region sequence-specific DNA binding.